AGGCGAGUAUCGAAGUUGGAUUGUGGCCAAAAUGUGAACGCGCAUCGAAAACGAAAGUGAGAGUGAAAAAAGGUGAAUUUUUCCAGUGUAAAAAGUGCAAGGCAGUUUGAAGCUCAAGCGGAAAUUGAUGGAAACAACCUUUUAUACAAUUAAAGUGUGCAGUGAUUUUCAAUAAAAGAUUUAUAUGCUGAGUGCAAACAAUACAUACAUAAAUAAAUAGUUCCUGGAAAAUAAAGUGCUGCCUAUUUUUCUGAUUGUUGCAGCAUAGCUGCGUAUUACAUAAAGCGCAUUAGCCCACUGGCACACACACACACACACACGCGUACAUACAUUCAACACGUUGCAGCAUAGCUUACACUGGUGGAGCACCCCAUUUAUUUACCGCUACGUGCGCACAGAUCAAAUCUACUGCGGCUGUGUGUGUGUUCGCCCAACUAACCGACUUAUCGAGUACCCAUUCGGAUCUGCAGCAAAAAAAACACAACAACACAAAAAACCCGCUGCCAGCCAUACAACUGGUUAAACGGCAAUUAGCAAAUCAACUCGCGAUCGCACCCGCAUCACUCAUCCAGCCAGUCAGUGCGCUUCAAUUGAUUCAAUUGCCGGCCUGACCACCGCUGUCAAUAUGAAGUGUCGUUGCAUUGUCGAUUUUAUUGCCGUGGCCGUUGUCAUUGCAGCGGCCAGUGGUCUAAUUAUUUUCGCCAUAGCAAUGCAGAACUCCAGCCGCCGCGUGGAGCGAAAGUUGGCGGCGCAUGAAACCAAUUUAACGAAAAUUGCUGAACAAUUGAUGUUUAUAGGCACAACAAAACCAACCGAAGCUAAGCUGAUGGUAAAUACCAUUAUUAAUGAAGUAACAACCGAAGUAGGAAGUUUGGCAAAUGUAAUAGAAAAUACAAUAACAAAUAAUAAAAGUGCCGUUACAAAUCAUACUGACAAUGUGUCAUUGAUAAUAGAGCCCGUGGCCGCCGCGCAGGCCUAUGAAGAACGUAGAAUUCGUUUAACAACAAGUGCAACGAUCCCAACAACAACAGUGACAGCGGUGGAAACUGAAAUGCCGGCUUAUAUAACAACGUUUAAUGCAGCAGUUAUUCCAACAACAACAAGGAUGGCAAGACUGAGAGCGAAACCAGUGGCGGCAGCCAUCGUGGCAGCAGCACGCGCAGCCAGCGACUCAUUUGAGCUUUAUGCUUUUAAGGCAAGAAUAAUAAAACUGUACAACACCAAAAACGAAAAAAGGGUCUCUUAACGGAUUCU
Messenger RNA from Rhagoletis zephyria (snowberry fruit fly), 1254 nucleotides. RefSeq lists its product as uncharacterized. The record is from RefSeq and is a predicted model, not a curated record. NCBI's taxonomy places the organism in Eukaryota, Metazoa, Arthropoda, Insecta, Diptera, Tephritidae.